Molecule: messenger RNA, 1583 nt
Organism: Cucumis melo (muskmelon)
Lineage: Eukaryota; Viridiplantae; Streptophyta; Magnoliopsida; Cucurbitales; Cucurbitaceae
Product: probable BOI-related E3 ubiquitin-protein ligase 2
Exons: 2
Coding region: 491-1321 (276 amino acids)
Molecular function (GO): ubiquitin-protein transferase activity
Source: RefSeq, a predicted model, not a curated record
AAAAGAAGAAAACUACUAGAUAAGAGAUAUAGUGUGUAUCAAAAAAGGAAGUUAGAGGGAGAAAAGAAAAGAAAAGAAAAGGAAAAAUAGUAUUAUAGUAUCGUAGGCGCUGUUCCCUUUCCUUUCCCCAACUUCUCCUAUUAAAUCUCUUUUUCUCUUUCUCUGUUUUCUUGUCAACCUCUUCCCCUUUGCUUUGCCCUUCCCAAAAAAAGAUUUUUUUUCUUUUUGGUUUUUCUUUUUCACCACUUAUUAAUUUUUUAUCUCUUUGCAAAUACAAAAUUUCAUUAAAAAAAAAAAAAAAAAAAAAUCACUUCUUUUUCCAAUGCAUAUAUAAAUAAUAUAAUUCAUUCAUUUCUCUUAAAAGCUCCCCAUUUUCACACCUCUCCUCUACCCCUUUCUUUCUUCAUUUCCUUGAGAAUCUCAAUCCAACUUCUUCUCCCAUUUCUCUUUAAACCCUUCCAUUCCCUUUCUUAUCCCUCCUUCCGAAUCCAUGGCGGUUCACGCUCAGUUCUACCCUGAAAACCUCGUCUUCCCCUUCCCCGGCAACUCACCACCCGAUUCCCUCUCUCAAUUUUGCUUCCAGAAACCGCCGCUCAUUUCACCAACCGAGUUUUUCUCUGUCUCUAGCGUCGGCGACGGUGGCGAUGUGGGCUCUGUUUUGAACUUCACCAAGAAUCCUCACCGGACGGCCGCUGCAACGGCGGGGUUUUCUCAAUGUGUGAGUGCACAUGUUGAGAAGCAGAGACAAGAGAUCGACCAUUACAUUAGAUUGCAGAAUGAGAGCUUGAGAAUAGCGUUGAGAGAGCAAGGGAAGCAACAAAUUGUAGCAUUAAUGAAGAAAAUCGAAUUGAAAACAGCGAUUAUGUUGAGACAAAAAGAAGAAGAAAUAGCCAAAGCUGCUAAAAAAACAAUGGAACUUGAAACUUUCUUGAGAAAAUUAGAAACAGAGAAUCAACUUUGGCAAAGAAUUGCUCAAGAAAACGAAGCCAUGGCUAUGUCUCUCAACAACACAUUGGAUCAAAUGAGAGAAAGAGUUUCCAAUUCCUUCGACGAUGCAGAAUCUUGCUGUGACAUGAACUCCGCCACCGCCGACGAACAAAUUCCGGCGAGAAACAGAGGAACAGAGUGCUGCUCUGUUUCAGAACAAGGGAAAAUGAAGAACAAGAAAAUGAUUUGUAGAAGCUGCAAUUGUAGGAAUUCCUCAAUGAUUUUCUUGCCAUGUCGACAUCUUUGUUGUUGUAAAGAUUGUGAAACUGUUCUUGAUUCAUGUCCGGUUUGCAAUACGGGGAAGAAAGCAAGCAUAGAAGCUUUGAUUUUCUAAGGAAAGAACACAAAAAAAAAAAAAAGAGAAGACACCCAGAAUUUUCUUUUCCGGGAAACUGAGAGAAAAUCAUCAGAUAGAAAAUGAUGAAGAUGAUGAACAGAAAAAAAAAAAUUGUCAAUAGAAGAAGGCACUGUUCUUCAAUGUUUGUUUUCUUCUUAUUAUUAUUAUUAUUAUUAUUUUUUACUGUUUCUUCUGAUUUUGGAUUGGAAAAUUGUACUUUGAAACUACCAAAAUGAAGUGGACAGAUUAUUACAAGACA